Molecule: messenger RNA, 3804 nt
Organism: Thunnus maccoyii (southern bluefin tuna)
Lineage: Eukaryota; Metazoa; Chordata; Actinopteri; Scombriformes; Scombridae
Gene: ranbp10
Product: RAN binding protein 10
Exons: 15
Coding region: 186-2051 (621 amino acids)
Biological process (GO): cytoskeleton organization; cell surface receptor signaling pathway
Cellular component (GO): cytoplasm
Molecular function (GO): protein binding
Source: RefSeq, a predicted model, not a curated record
GACUACAGUACCCAUACUGCACCGCUCCAGCCUACAGUACAUUCUGCUGCUUAUCCGGGGAUGUCACACCACUGCUAUUUUCUCCCCUCUAGUCCCUCUCACUCUCUCAGCCUACAGCUCCAGCGGACUGACAACGGGGGGGAUUUGGUUAGAAGAAAGAAACGAACAAUACAGAAGCCAAAAAAAUGGCAGAGCUUGGAGCGGGAAGCCUGCCGUUAGGAGGGGAUCCUGCUUUUAACUACCAGGAGCAUGAGCUGAACGAACGGCUGAAACGGCUGUACCCGGCUGUGAACGAGGAGGAGACCCCUUUACCCCGAUCCUGGAGCCCCAAGGAUAAAUACAGCUACAUCGGGCUGUCACAGAACAACCUGCGGGUGCAUUACAAAGGCCAUGGCAAGAACCACAAGGACGCAGCAUCAGUCCGAGCCACACACCCAAUUCCCGCUGCCUGUGGGAUCUACUACUUUGAGGUCAAGAUUGUCAGCAAAGGUCGAGAUGGGUACAUGGGUAUCGGCUUGUCUGCGCAAGGAGUCAACAUGAACAGACUGCCUGGAUGGGACAAACAUUCAUACGGUUACCAUGGAGAUGACGGCCACUCCUUCUGCUCCUCCGGGACUGGCCAACCGUACGGCCCAACAUUCACCACGGGAGAUGUGAUUGGCUGCUGUGUUAACCUCAUCAACAACACUUGCUUUUACACCAAAAAUGGCAUCAGUUUAGGUGUAGCCUUCACAGACCUCCCUCCCAACCUGUACCCCACCGUGGGGCUUCAGACUCCGGGUGAGAUUGUAGACGCAAACUUUGGCCAGCAGCCAUUUGUCUUCGACAUUGAGGACUACAUGAGUGAAUGGCGGGCCAAGAUCCAUGGCAUGAUCGCUCGCUUCCCUAUAGGAGAGAGGCUUGGGGAGUGGCAGGCCGUCCUGCAGAAUAUGGUGUCCAGCUAUCUGGUGCACCACGGGUACUGUGCCACCGCAACAGCCUUCGCCAGAGCCACAGAGACUAUGAUACAAGAGGACCAGACAUCUAUAAAGAACAGACAGAGAAUACAGAAGCUGGUGCUGGCAGGACGGGUGGGUGAAGCCAUAGAAGCCACUCAGCAACUUUAUCCGGGCCUGUUAGAACACAACCCCAACCUACUAUUCAUGUUGAAGUGUCGUCAGUUCGUGGAGAUGGUGAACGGUACAGACAGUGAGGUUCGCUGCUUGACCAUUCGCUCCCCCAAAUCCCAGGACAGUUACCCUGGUUCCCCCAGCCUCAGCCCUCGCCACGGAGCCGGCAACACACACCUGCACACCGGAGGAGCAGACAGCCCCACCUGCAGUAACGGGGUGACUCCCCCCAACAAAUCAAAGAGCCAUGGCGGUGCUGGCGGCGGCAGCGUCAAAUACCCCAGCGCGUCCUCCUCUGCCUCCUCCUCCACCUCCUCCUCCCCUUCCUCCGUUAACUACUCCGAAUCCAACUCCUCUGAUUCCACCAAGAGCCAGCCACACAGCGCCAACAGCACCCAGGAAACCAGUGACAGUGAGAUGGAGAUAGAAGCAGAGCACUAUACCAACGGGGUUGUUGAGAGCUCCUCAGCACGGAUCAUGAAUGGCACGUACAAACAUGAAGAGAUCCUUCAACCAGACGACAACAGCAUUGGAAAUGGGGUCACAGCAGACGAGGGUUACAACAAUAGUAGACAGCUUUGUGGAGGCAACCAGGCAGCCACAGAGAGGAUGAUCCAGUUCGGACGGGAGCUGCAGGCGCUCAACGAACAGCUGUGCCGCGAGUACGGCAAGAACGCCACGCACAAGAAGAUGUUACAGGAUGCAUUCAGCCUGCUAGCGUACUCAGAUCCAUGGAGUUGCCCCGUGGGCCAGCAGCUAGACCCCACGCAGAGAGAAUCACUCUGCUCCGCACUCAACAGCGCCAUACUGGAGUCCCAAAAUCUGCCCAAGCAGCCUCCUCUGAUGUUAGCGCUGGGUCAGGCCACAGAGUGUGUUCAGCUCAUGGCCCGAGUCCGGUCUGGUUCCUGCUCCUUUGCCAGAGUAGACAACUUUUUGCACUAGCCCAGGUCCAGGUUAAUGUUAAGUAGCACUGAGAGAAGGCAUGUCCAGCAGGUAGUUGUCAAGGCGACGGAGGAAAGAGCAUGCGUGUGAUUGGUGUGUUUGGCUGUCCGUCAGACCGAGCCAGCGGCACAAACAGAGGAGCGGAGGAGAGCAGAGAAGAAAGCUUCCUUUUAAUUUAGUAUUAUCAAAUAAAGAAAUGUGUGACACUAUUUAAAGAUAAUUAAUUAUUAUUAUGUUUAUCUAGCCAUUUUUUAGUUCUUUUUUUUUUUCCGUCAGUUUGUUGUGCUCAUCCGGGACAAAAAAAAAAAUUGUAAUUCCCCCUUUUCUCUUUUGUUUUUCAUGGGUUGGAUUUUGAUUCCCUAAGUUCAGUAUUUUUUUUUUCUCAUGUUGUUGUCGUUGUACACCAUAUCACAGACCACAAUACCCACAGCUGGUUACCACGGUGACCCCCCCACAACUGUAGGUCACUUUAACAAAACUUGAGGUUUUUUAUAUCAUCUCUUAAUAAGUUACAGACAGAUUCUGUAGUAGAAAAUCCCGAGAACACUUAUAACUGCACCCAUAAAUUACUGUCUGCUGAGAGACAUUAAAAUAAUAUGCUCAUGCGGUCAGCUCAGGGUUCAAAAGCUGCUGCUUCACUAUUAUUACUUGCAUUGUCUAUUAACACUGCUGCUGUCAGACUUCAAGUUCUAACCAAGACAGUGCUGUCAAACUGUCACUCUGGUGGAGGUAGGACAUUAUGUGCUGAUAGAGGGUAGGUUUGGUGUUUCCAUUUGAAAUAGAUCUAGGUGGGUGAGCGAAAGGGUGCACAGCAUGAAAAACACUUCUGAUGGUGUAGCGCAGAUAAUUAGCUGUGGUCAAGGCUGAUGCAGUAAAGGCCAAAUGAUCCCCAAAUUAUUCCACAAAGUUUUAAAAUUAAAAAGCAGUAUUUUGUUGCCAAAACCCUUCCUAAAUUAUGGUUAUGUAAUAUUUCAAGAAUAAAAUACUGAGAGCCAAAGAACAAGACACAUCCUGUAAAAACAUCUCCUGUGUAAGCAGAAAAAUAUAUAUAUAUAAUUGAAGGUCUGGCCCCUGUAACAGUGGCAAACACUGACCAGGGCGAGAAGGUGAUAACAAGGGAUUCAAUUGGAAUAUUUGAGGUGUUAGAGCCUUGCUUUUACUGUAACGACUACAGGAUCGACUAAUCAGUGAUCUUGUUGCAGGGGGCAGCGCUCAGGCACAGCUGCACCUACUUUCAGGAAAGAAUCUAACACUAUUAUCAUGGUCACCUUAAUGCCAGCAUAGAGAAAAUGAGUAUCAAAGGCAGACUAACAAUCACUGUUGUGUGCGUGUGUGUCUAAAAGUCAAGUUACCCCUGGGGAUUUCAUUACUGCAGUCUUUUUACAUCAUCCACAGCCUGACCUGCUCUGUGCAUGUGUUGUUAGAAUUUCAAAUACGUAGAUGAAAAACAAUUUGCCAAACAGGAAGGUUUUUAAUUUGAGGGUGCCCUUUUUGAUAAUUAAGUGACAGUGUUUUUUUUUUCAUUUUGGGCAACUGAUUUCAAACCACCUAAAGGUUGUGAAAACUAGUUCUGUGUGUUGUUUUAUCUCCUCCCUCGCACACAGACCCCUCCAUUUCUCUAACACCCACAAACCUCAAGAAACCAAAAUUACAAGUUUGUCCCUGAAGGCUUUACAACCUGUACAAUAACAUGAUAGUAAGAUAGAAAAGAAGAAUCUUUUUAUAGAGUCUUUUUUUUUUUUUUUUUUUUUUU